GCAACCAAAACAAACCCGACCCAACUCCAAAAACCCGCGCCGAUUUAUAAUCCACGCCCCUCACUCUCCCUCGUCUUUCAUUCCAAGAAAAACUCUCCGAUUCUUUCUCUAGAGCGAGAGAAGAAAAGCUUCGCGGCCGCUCACGAUCGCAAUUCUUUAGGGAAGCAAUGGCAACACUAGACUCAGACGUUCCGAUGAUUCCGGCAGGCGAGGGUUCGAGCAGUGCAGGUCCUUCGUCGACCAAAAAGCCCAAGCGAUUUGAGAUUAAGAAGUGGAAUGCAGUAGCUCUCUGGGCUUGGGAUAUUGUGGUUGAUAACUGUGCCAUUUGCAGGAACCAUAUCAUGGAUCUCUGCAUUGAGUGCCAAGCAAACCAGGCUAGUGCCACAAGUGAGGAGUGCACGGUUGCUUGGGGGGUUUGUAACCAUGCAUUCCACUUCCACUGCAUUAGCCGAUGGCUCAAGACCCGACAAGUGUGCCCCUUGGAUAACAGCGAGUGGGAGUUUCAGAAGUACGGUCACUAGACUAAUGUGGCAGGUUGAAUGUUCUGUGCACUUUCUCCGCUGGCAGUGUCAAUGAGGGUCUCAUCCCCUCGUGUCUAUCCUUAGUCAAGCCUAUGUUUUUACUUUGUAAUUUGGUAAUUCAACUGAGCCGGUAUAUUUUUUGUAAAGCAUUCGGCUGCUUAAGUGUCUGAUCGUGGAUUGGAUAUGUUAAGCAGUCAGCUACAACUUUUCAACUAUAUCGCAUUCGUAGGCAGGGUUUUCUUUUGGAUUA
Messenger RNA from Pyrus x bretschneideri (Chinese white pear), 771 nucleotides. Its product is annotated as RING-box protein 1a. Gene Ontology annotation, molecular function: cullin family protein binding; ubiquitin protein ligase activity; zinc ion binding. The coding region runs from base 168 to 521 and encodes 117 amino acids. The record is from RefSeq and is a predicted model, not a curated record. Gene Ontology annotation, biological process: protein ubiquitination; ubiquitin-dependent protein catabolic process. Gene Ontology annotation, cellular component: cullin-RING ubiquitin ligase complex; nucleus. Lineage: Eukaryota; Viridiplantae; Streptophyta; Magnoliopsida; Rosales; Rosaceae. The transcript has 6 exons.